CGAACCAGUCACUGGCCAUUUCUCUAGACUCCCUGGAGCGAGGAGAGAAGACAGGGUAUGGGGUUGCCUGGGAAGCCAGACCCUUCUCUCAGCCCCAGCAGGUGCUGGUCAUUGCACUCAGGUUGCUCAGCAGCAACAACUGGGAGCAGCAGAUGAAGGGACUCUUUAACAUCAGACACUUGGCUAUCUGCCACUCAGAAAUCCUUCUCUCUAGACUGCAUGAUGUUUCUGUGGCAAUUACCGAAGAGGUGAAAAAACACCACUCAAAGGUGUCUGGCUGUGCGGUCGUCACUCUUGGAGAGCUCUUCAAGACCUUGAGGAAGCAGAUGGACCAGGAGGUGGAUACAAUUGCUUCAGUCUUGAUUCCGAAGUUAGGGGACUCCAGCAAGUUAAUCCGGGAAGCAGCUGAUCAGUCUCUAGGAGUGAUGGUGGUGAACGUGACACCUGCACGAGCAAAAACUGCUCUCAUGGCUACUGGAGUCAGGCACUGCAACGCCCUGGUGCGGAAAUGCGCGGCCAAGCACCUGCUGACGGUGAUGGAGCACAUGGGAGCUGAGAAGCUGCUGUCAGGCAGGAGCGACAGGACCCAGCUGCUGCUGUGCGCGCUGGUGAGGCUUGCUCGGGACAGUCAGCAGGACACGAGGUGUUAUGGACAGCAGAUGCUGAAUAUAUUGAUGAGUCAUCCAAAAUUUGGUAACUAUUUGAGACAGCCUGCCUUCUCACAUGACUUGGAGGAAAUCAUGGCCACAAUGAAGAAGAGAGGGAAAGAAGACCAUAAAUGUGAACCUCCAUCUGCCGGGGACCCGAGGGUGUCUAAGAACAGCAACCUGAAAACAUUCCAGGACAAAUUGCCUUCUGGCCCAGGUGGACGGACCUUGCCCUGUCAGAAACUCCCUCACACCUCAGCUGGCACUGUGGAAGACACUGCACAGCUCCUGGAGCUUAAAGGCCUCCUGACAGCCCAGGAGUUUCAGUCACGAAUGAAGGGAUUGGUACUCCUCUUGGAUCUCUGCAAAAGCAACCCCCAGUUAAUUUCCAGUCACAUUUUCCAGAUUUUUGGUGUUUUGGUCCUGACACUUCAGGACUGCCACAAGAGAGUGAGCCAGCAGGCGCUGGAGGUGUUUGCUGUAAUAAUACCCAUACUCAGAGGUGCCCUAAAGCCAGUGACACCCCGUCUCAUGACAGCAGUCCUUAGCCACCUGAACUCGAAGGACUCAGGGAUUUAUGCUGGGGCUGUGAAGGUGUUGGAAGCAUCUGUGGCUCACCUAG
Chaetura pelagica (chimney swift) is the source of this 1269-nucleotide messenger RNA. RefSeq names its product protein FAM179A-like. The annotation marks the transcript as partial. NCBI's taxonomy places the organism in Eukaryota, Metazoa, Chordata, Aves, Apodiformes, Apodidae. Gene Ontology annotation, biological process: microtubule cytoskeleton organization. The transcript has 8 exons. The record is from RefSeq and is a predicted model, not a curated record. Gene Ontology annotation, cellular component: cilium; cytoplasmic microtubule. Gene Ontology annotation, molecular function: microtubule binding.